Amblyraja radiata (thorny skate) is the source of this 15435-nucleotide messenger RNA. It is a transcript of the gene herc1, whose product is annotated as HECT and RLD domain containing E3 ubiquitin protein ligase family member 1. Gene Ontology annotation, molecular function: protein binding; ubiquitin-protein transferase activity. The record is from RefSeq and is a predicted model, not a curated record. The transcript is spliced from 79 exons. The coding region runs from base 165 to 14954 and encodes 4929 amino acids. Lineage: Eukaryota; Metazoa; Chordata; Chondrichthyes; Rajiformes; Rajidae.
GGUUGUCCUGUGGCAGGGCCCGGAUGUGGAAUUAAUAAAUACGGUGGUUUAACCCGUGCGCUGCUGGUGAGGCGAGGCCAGGCCGGACUAGACCAGACGAGGCGGGGUAGAUUGCGGCUGUGGGCAAGUCGGAGGGCUGUCCAAUGGCAAUAAAGUGAUCAAUCAUGGCUCUAAUGAUUCCCACAGUCAAGCUAAAAUGGCUGGAGCAUCUCAACAGCUCCUGGAUCACAGAAGACAGUGAGUCCAUUGCCACAAGAGAAGGUGUUUCUGUUUUGUACAAUAAGCUAGCUAACAGUAAGGAAGUGAUACCACUACCACAGCAAGUACUCUGCCUUAAGGGACCCCAGUUACCAGAUUUUGAACGCGAGUCCCUCUCUAGUGAUGAACAAGAACAUUACCUGGAUGCUCUCCUCAGUAGCCAGCUGGCUCUGGCAAAGAUGGUUUGCUCAGAUUCACCAUUUGCAGCAGCCCUUCGGAAACGAUUACUUGUGUUGCAGCGUGUUUUUUAUGCUCUUUCCAACAAAUACCAUGACAAAGGUAAAGUUAAACAGCAGCAGCAUUCGCCCGAAAGCAGUUCUGGAUCAAUUGACAUCCAUUCUGUCAGUGAACGCCCAAGAUCCAGUACAGAUGCUCUAAUUGAGAUGGGUGUUCGGACUGGAUUGAGUUUAUUGUUUGCACUAUUACGACAGAGCUGGAUGGUGCCUUCUACAGUGCCAGGGCUCAACCUCUGCAAUGAUGUUAUCCAUACAGCAAUAGACGUGAUUAGCUCUUUACCACCACUAUCUUUAGCAAAUGAAAGCAAAAUUCCUGCAAUGGGACUGGACUGCUUAUCUCAAGUAACGACAUUCCUGAAGGGAGUUACAAUGCCAAACUCGGGAGCUGAUAUUUUGGGGAGAAGACUAGCAUCAGAACUGCUGCUUGGACUUGCAGCCCAGCGGGGUUCUCUGCGAUACUUUUUAGAGUGGAUAGAAAUGGCAUUGGCUGCAGCUGCUGCUGUUAGUACCAUGGAAAUAACAAAACCGUGUGCGAGUCGGGAAGGAAUGAUCGGCUAUGAUUGUUUCAUGAAUAUUCUCAUGCAGAUGAGGCGUUCUUUGGGUUCAUCAGCUGAUCGGAGUCAGUGGCGAGAGCCUACCAGAACGCCUGAUGGUUUGUGCUCAUUAUAUGAGGCAGCUCUCUGCCUCUUUGAAGAGGUUUGUCGAAUGGCCUCGGACUACUCCAGGACGUGCGCAAGCCCUGAUAGUUUGCAGAGUGGCGAUACUCCAAUGGUGUCGGAAACAUGCGAAGUAUAUGUUUGGGGUAGCAACAGCAGUCAUCAGCUAGUUGAGGGAACGCAGGAAAAGAUUCUGCAGCCAAAACUAGCUUUAAGUUUUGCUGAUGCGCAAACUAUUGAAGCUGGACAGUAUUGCACGUUUGUCAUUGCAUCUGAUGGAUCAGUAAGAGCAUGUGGCAAAGGCAGUUAUGGAAGGCUUGGUCUCGGCGACUCAAAUAACCAAUCAACUUUGAAAAAAUUAACCUUUGAGCCACAUCGAGCUAUCAAAAAAAUCUCCUCAUCAAAAGGCUCCGAUGGUCAUACCCUGGCCUUUACCACAGAGGGGGAAGUCUUCAGCUGGGGUGACGGUGACUAUGGCAAACUUGGACAUGGUAACAGUUCAACACAGAAAUACCCUAAACUCAUUCAAGGACCUCUCCAAGGGAAAGACGUUGUAUGUGUCUCUGCUGGCUACAGACACAGUGCAGCUGUCACAGAAGAUGGUGAAUUGUAUACCUGGGGUGAAGGGGACUUUGGAAGAUUAGGCCAUGGUGAUAGCAAUAGUCGUAACAUCCCCACCUUGGUGAAGGAUAUAAGCAAUGUAGGUGAAGUAUCUUGUGGAAGCUCACACACCAUUGCGUUAUCUAAAGAUGGACGAACAGCAUGGUCUUUUGGGGGAGGUGACAAUGGUAAACUGGGUCACGGUGAUACGAAUCGAGUUUAUAAACCGAAGGUUAUUGAAGCCUUGCAAGGAAUGUUCAUUCGUAAAGUCUGUGCUGGGAGCCAGUCUUCACUUGCUUUGACAUCAACUGGCCAGGUAUAUGCUUGGGGCUGUGGUGCUUGUCUUGGAUGUGGCUCUUCGGAAGCUACUGCUUUGAGACCCAAACUUAUUGAGGAACUAGCGACAACAAGAAUAGUUGACCUCUCGAUAGGAGACAGCCACUGUUUGGCGCUUUCACACGAUAAUGAGGUUUACGCUUGGGGUAAUAAUUCUAUGGGGCAAUGUGGCCAGGGAAACUCGACCGGUCCCAUCACCAAACCUAAAAAAGUGAUUGCUUUGGAUGGCGUGGCAUGUCAGCAGAUCUCUGCUGGGACUUCACACAGCCUAGCUUGGACCGCAUUGCCCAGGGACAGGCAAGUGGUGGCAUGGCACAGACCUUACUGUGUAGAUUUGGAAGAAAGCACCUUCUCUCACUUGCGAUCGUUUCUCGAGUGGUACUGUGAUGGCAUCAACAGUGAAGUUCCACCUCUCCCCUUCCCUUCAUCCAGGGAACAUCAUAAUUUUCUUAAGCUAUGUCUCAAACUGCUGUCCAACCAUCUGGCCCUGGCUUUAGCUGGCGGUGUAGCUACCAGUAUCCUUGGGAGACAGGCCAGACCACUGCGUAAUCUGCUUUUCAGACUAAUGGACUCCUCUGUUCCUGAUGAAAUUCAAGAGGCUGUUAUAGAAACAUUGUCUGUGGGUGCUACGAUGUUACUUCCACCACUGCGGGAAAGGAUGGAGCUGCUACAUGCACUGCUUCCACAGGGUCCUGAUCGAUGGGAAAGCUUAACAAAAGGACAGAGAAUGCAGCUGGAUAUUAUUCUCACCAGCUUGCAGGACCACACCCACGUGGCUUCAUUGCUGGGUUACAGCUCUCCUCCCGAUGUUGAAGCCUCCUCUACAGGGCCAAGUUACAGCAGCUUCCCUGACACAUCGUUCACCUCCCAGGCCAGUCAUCCUGAUACUCAUUUGGCAGAGAUCUUGAUGAAAACACUGCUGAGGAAUUUAGGAUUCUACACAGAUCAAGCUUUUGGAGAACUCGAAAAAAAUAGUGACAAGCAACUAUUGGGAACUUCAUCAGCAGAAAACAGCCAGCCAGCUCACUUACACGAGCUCCUGUGCUCCCUGCAGAAGCAACUUCUGGCAUAUUGCCACACCAACAGUGUCAAUGAGAGCUCCAGCAGCGUGGCAUUGUUACACAAACACCUUCAGCUCUUGCUGCCUCAUGCAACUGAGAUUUACUCCCGUUCUGCAACGCUGCUGAAGGAAAGCUCCUGGAAUGGAAGUGUCCGGGACAAGCUUCAAGGAGUCCUGUAUGGAUCGGCAGCUGGGAGCAUGGUGUGUCAGAUCGUUAAUUCUCUAUUGUUGCUGCCCGUCUCUGUGGCACGGCCUUUGCUAAGCCACCUGCUGGAUUUGCUACCAUCAUUGGAUCGUUUAAACCGACUUUUACCGGCGGCAGUCUUUUUAGAGGAACAGGAGCUGCAAUGGCCACUGCAUGGUAAUCCUGAAUGUGUUGACCCUGAGGAUUUGGCCAUUCCACACCCUGCCCAGUCUUGGGUCUGGAUGGUGGAUCUGGAGAGAACGGUUGCACUACUCGUGGGCCGAUGUCUUGGUGGAAUGUUGCAGGGUUCACCGACGUCACCAGAGGAACAAGACACGGCUCACUGGUUGAAAACGCCCCUCUUCAGCAAUGGAUUGGAAAUGGAUCACUCUCAGCUAGAUAAAUGCAUGAGCUCUCUGCUAGAAGUUGCACUGUCUGGAAAUGAAGAACAGAAACCUUUUGAAUAUAGCCUUGGAGCAGAGAACGUAAUGCUUGUUGAUCUGGCUUUGGGCUCCAGCAAAGAACCUGUCAAUGCUCUGUGGCUCAAAAUGCAGGACUAUGCUGUCACCAAAGAUUGGGAUAGUGCUGUACUUGGCAACGAGACCUUGUUGGAUACAGCUUCAAGAUUUGUCCUUGCAGCUCUUUUGAAGCACACUAGUUUACUCAAUCAAGUAUGUGGGGAGAGCAGAUACCAACCUAGUAAAGCACUUGCAGAAAUAUAUCGUUGCGUUUACAAGGUCCGUAACAGAUUACUAGCAUGUAAAAACAUGGAGCUUAUCCAGACACAGUCACCUUCCAAUGAAAGGAGGUUGUCGGAGAAUAAAGAGUCAACAGAUGCUGACCUUCAGGAGCAAUCUUUCACUCGCACCAUUGAUGAAGAAGCUGAGAUGGAAGAGCAAGCAGAUCGGGAUCGUGAAGAUGAGCACCAGGGACAAGAGGAGGAAGAGGAAGAAAGGGAACAAGAGGUCAUGACUGCCGGAAAAAUCUUUCAAUGUUUCCUAUCAGCCCGUGAAGUUGCUCGCGGCCGUGACCGGGAGAGAUUGAGCAGCACGCCUGGAAUCGGCACGGGUCCUGCUGCCCGGCUGGACGAUCCACCAUCUCAGCUGAGAGAAGAGCGGCGAGUCAGCACUGGGCUUGCAGAAGGACAGGACCAUUACACAGCAGCGUGCAACUCUGUUAUUCAUCGCUGUGCACUGCUUAUUCUGGGAGUCACCCCGGCCAUACAAGAGUUGCACCAAAAGGACGAGGGGCUAAAAGGAAAUGGUGUUUCCGGAGUUAAUGACGGACUUGGUUUUAUGACCAGGAGUGAAAGCUUGACAGCAGAAACCCAUUCCGUGCAAUCAAAUUCUACCUAUAAACUGACUAAAUCAAGAAGUGAAUCAGACUUGUCUCAGCCUGACUCAGACGAGGAAGUCUGUGCUUUUAACUCCAGAAGAAAUGUGGAUAUGGAUUUAACAUCAGUUCAACGAAAACGUGUGUGUUUACUCCUUGUUGGCCAGUUGAGUCCCAGAACCAAGAGGAGCUGCAAGCAAGUAAAUGAUGGACCUCCUUAUAGCACCGAUUCCCUGAGAACUUCUUGGACGUGGCUGAAAUACAGUAGAGAUGCAUCCUAUGAUACUUCCCCCUUGUCUAAUACACUGGAAUUUGGUUUGAACCAGUCAUUCGGAAUUCACGCCUUUAUUGAUAAUGUGGUUAAUUUUGUGAGUGGAGGCGUUGGCACUUCCCCAGCUUUUAAAGAGCCCGAAGAAAAUAUGUCCUCCAACCCUCAAGCCAUCAUCAUUGCAAUGGAACAGCAGCAGAUGAGGUCUGAGCUUCGACUGGCAUCGCUUCAUCAAAUCCUGGUGUUGCUUUCUGGAAUGGAGGAAAAGGGCAGCCAGUUUGCAGGAAACAAUUGCCUGGCAUCAUGGUUCCACUCUGCUUCUUUGCUCACUUCAGUCCGACUGCAAUUUCUUGCAGGAUGCUUUGGCCUGGGCACAGUCGGAAAUAUAGAAAUCAACGGUGAAAGUGUUCAACUGCAUCACUAUCAGGAUGGCAUAAGAGCUGCUAAGAGAACCAUUCAGUUGGACAUCCAGGAUGCAGUUCACAAGAUCUACCAACAGCUGUCUGCUAUUCUUGAGCGGGCUUUACAGGCAAACAAGCACCACAUUGGAGCACAACAACGCCUUUUACUGGUGACAGUUUUUGCACUUAGUGUACGUUAUCACCCUGUAGAUGUCUCCUUGGCAAUCUCCAGUGGCUUGUUGAAUGUAUUGUCCCAGUUGUGUGGCACCGAUACUAUGCUGGGACAGCCACUGCAGUUGUUACAAAAGCCCGGCAUUUCACAGCUCAGCACAGCUUUAAAGGUAGCCAGUACCAGAUUACUUCAGAUUCUAGCCAUUACCACAGGAACGUACGCAGACAAGCUGAGCCCGAAGGUGGUUCAGUCCCUGUUGGAUCUGCUGUGCAGUCAGCUGAAGAACCUGCUCUCCCAGGCUGGAGUGCAGCUAACACCCUUGCACGGAAACAGAGAGAACAAACUGGAUGACACUGGCGAGACUGAGGAUGCAAAGGAUUUUCGAGCAAUUCUUCGGAAGCAGCACACUGCUGAGCUGCAGCUGGGGGAUUUUCUUGUUUUCCUACGCAGAGUUGUGUCUUCGAAGGCUAUUCAGUCGAAAAUGGCCUCGCCUAAAUGGACGGAAGUGCUACUUAACAUUGCUGCUCAGAAGUAUUUUUCAGGUGUCCCACUGGCUGGCAACCUCAGAACCAGAUUGCUGGCCCUUCAUGUUCUGGAAGCAGUGUUGCCUGCCUGUGAGUCGAGUGUAGAAGACGAUCAGAUGAUACAGGUGGUGGAACACCUAUUCUUGCUCAUCUCUAAUUGCAUGUGGGAGGCCCCCAUUUCCCAGGCAAAACACACAAUUCAGAUCAAGGAGAAGGAGCAGCCAACAAAACUACAGAAGCAAGGAGAAAUAGAAGAAGAAGACGAAAAUCUUCCUAUCCAAGAAGUAUCCUUUGAUCCUGAGAAAACCCAGUGUUGUGCGGUGGAGAAUGGACAAGUACUGACCCAUGGGAGUGGUGGAAAGGGCUAUGGUCUCGCAUCGACUGGCAUUGCUUCUGGAUGCUAUCAGUGGAAGUUUUAUAUAGUGAAGGAGAAUCGAGGUAAUGAAGGCACGUGUGUUGGAGUAUCACGCUGGCCUGUGCAUGAUUUCAACCAUCGGACUACCUCGGACAUGUGGCUGUACAGGGCUUACAGCGGUAAUCUUUACCACAAUGGUGAACAGACGCUGACUCUCUUCAGCUUUACACAAGGAGACCACAUAACAUGCGUCCUCGACAUGGAGGCCAGGACAAUCUCAUUUGGGAAAAACGGAGAGGAACCUAAGUUAGCGUUUGAAGAUGUGGAUGCAGCAGAGUUGUACCCUUGUGUCAUGUUCUACAGCAGUAAUCCUGGUGAAAAGGUUAAAAUAUGUGAGAUGCAAAUGCGGGGAACGCCCAGAGAUCUACUUCCCGGCGAUCCUAUCUGUAGCCCUGUGGCUACCGUGCUGGCCGAGGCCACCAUCCAACUCAUCCGCAUUUUGCAUCGUACCGAUAAGUGGACUCGCUGUAUAAACAAAAACAUGAUGGAUCGUUUACAGAAAGUCAAAUCGUGCAUUAAAGAUGUCAGCCAGAAACUGAAGAAGAGCCGUUCUGUGCAAAGCAGAGAGGAGCAUGAAAUGAAGGAAGAGAGUAAGGAGGAUGAAAAGGGCAAGCACAGCAAGCAUGGCUUGACAGAGCUGACAGAAAUCCAGCUGCGGACUCUCUGCACUGAGGUAUGGCCGGUGCUGGCAGUAAUCGGCGGUGUGGACACAGGUCUACGGGUUGGAGGCAGGUGCAUUCACAAGCAAACAGGAAGACAUGCUACUCUUUUAGGUGUGGUCAAGGAAGGGAGCACUUCAGCCAAGGUGCAGUGGGAUGAUGCUGAAAUAACAAUAAGCUUCCCAACUUCUUGGUCACCCAGUGACACGCCACUCUACAACCUGGAGCCCUGUGAUCCACUGCCGUUUGAUGUGUCGCGUUUCCGUGGGUUGACUGCUUCGCUGUUGCUAGAUCUCAUGUAUCUAACUGGCAUCCAUGAAGAUGGAACCAAACAGAGUGCGAGAAGACAUGAGAAAAAACACAGGCACGAAUCUGAAGAGAAAGCAGAAGUGGAGCAGAAACCUGAGGCCGACUCUACAAAAGAAGCCAUUGAUCAGCGAGCAAUAACUCAAUCAUCUGAGGAAACUAAGGGUUUUAUGCAAUGUGGUGCUUCCAGUUCUCGAUCAGAAAAUGAUAUUUCAACUUGCACUAUGGACUCUGUACAUCUCAGUUUAGAUUCUCAUCAGCAUUUUCUCGAGGGAAAACGAAAACUGCACGAGCACUUGCUCCGAAAUCACGACUUAGUUCAGUCAGAAAUCCGAGCAGUUCAGUUGUCUUACCUGUAUCUUGGUGCUAUGAAGACACUUAGUGCACUGCUGAGCUGCAGUAAGUAUGCAGAGCUGCUGCUGAUCCCGAAGGUUUUAACGGAGAAUGGCCACAACUCGGACUGUGCUGGCUCCCCGGUUAUUCAGGAUGACGUGGAGAUGAGAUCUGCGCUCCAGUUCCUGAUGCGCCACAUGGUGAAACGGGCCGUCAUGCGAUCGCCAAUUAAGAGAGCUUUGGGGCUGUCUGAUCUGGAGCGUGCACAGGCCGUGAUUUACAAAUUGAUUGUGAGCUCCUUGCUGGACGAUCACUGUGGCGGAAAAGCUAAACAAGAUGUCUGCCAACAGCCUGAGGAAAUGGACACAGCUGUGCAGGCUCAAACACCCGUUACUACCAGCCCGUCUGCUUCCAGCACCACUUCGUUCAUGAGCAGUUCUCUUGAAGACACCACCACUGCUACCACCCCUGUCACUGACACAGAAACUGUGCCUGCCUCAGAAUCACCAAGUGUAAUGCCACUCAGCCUUUUACGCCAAAUGUUCUCCAGUUACCCAACUACCACCUUACUGCCCACUCGACGGGCGCAAACUCCACCCAUGUCUUCCUUGCCAACCUCACCUACGGAAGAGGUGGGUAGACGUCAAAGCCUCACGUCACCAGACUCACAGCCAACCCGACCAACAAACCGAACAGCUUCAUCUGAUCCUAGUAGCAGACUGUCAACUUCACCACCACCACCACCCAUUGCUGUUCCUCUUUUGGAAAUGGGUUUCUCCCUCAGGCAGAUCACAAAAGCCAUGGAAGCCACGGGGGCUAGAGGAGAGGCAGAUGCCCAGAACAUCACUGUGUUGGCCAUGUGGAUGAUCGAGCACCCAGGCACGGAAGAGGAUGAUGAGCCACAGUCGACAGUCCCUACAGAUUCAUGCUUUGGGGCAACUGCUUCAGGCAAUGGGGACAAGUCCAGAGACCAAGGCUUGCUGCAGUCACCUGAAAUACCUGCUGCUGAUGCCACUGAAGCAGAAGAGGGUUUCAGUGAGGGCCCUGAUGGACUGGAUCUUGAGGAGAACGGAUCAUCGGCCAGUGUGCCUUCUUCCCGAAGCCGUUCCACUGUCACUCGGAGGCAAAAGUUUGAGUUGGCAGCUCGGACACUGUUGGCGCGUGCAGGUGAUUCAAGUAUUCCUACACAGAAAACUCAAGACCAUCUGUGGCUUCGACUAACUGGAGAAGCAGGUUUGUAUCGUUCAGUUCAGGCUCAUCGAAAUCAAAGCCGACGCGAGGGGACGUCAGUACCACAAGAUCCAGGUGCCCUCUAUGACUUCAGCCUUGAUGAGGAAUUGGAGAUUGACCUGGACGAUGAAGCAAUGGAAGCCAUGUUUGGUCAGGACUUUGCGAGUGACAGUGAUAUAUUGGGAAUGUGGAUUCCAGAGGUAUUGGACUGGCCGACAUGGCAUGUUUGUGAGUCUGACGAACGAGACGAAUUGGUCAUCUGUGAACUUUGCGAUGCCAAUGUUACGCAGUUUAACCAUCACAUGAAGAAAUCCCACCCCGGCUGUGGACGGAGUGCCAAUCGGCAAGGAUACCGCAGCAAUGGCUCGUACGUUGAUGGGUGGUUUGGUGGAGAGUGCGGGAGCGGCAAUCCAUAUUAUCUCUUGUGCAGCAGCUGCAGAGACAAGUACCUUGCGACAAAGAGCAAGACAAAGGUCCCAGUUUCAGAAAGAUACAAAGGCCAGGCACCUGAUCUGAUAGGCAAGCAAGAGAACAUCUAUGAAGAAGACUGGGACAUGUUGGACCUUGAUGAAGAUGAGAAACUGACCGGAGAGGAAGAGUUUGAAAUGUUAGCGGGGCCUCUUGGCCUGAGUGAUCGCCGAAUCGUACCCGAGCCUGUGCAGUUUCCUGACAGUGAUCCACUGGGAGCAUCUGUCGCCAUGGUAACAGCAGCCAACAGUAUGGAAGAGACUCUCAUACAAAUAGGUUGCCUUGGGUCGGUAGAUAAAUAUUCAUCGGGUCGGAUAACGCUUGGAGAACAGGCCGCUGCCCUGCUCAACCCACACGACCGGGUCAUGGCCCUGAGGAGAGUGACGGCGGCAGCACAGGUUCUUCUCGCCAGGACCAUGGUGAUGAGAGCUCUCUCAUUGCUCUCCGUCAGUGGCUCUAGUUGCAGUCUGGCAGCAGGUCUGGAGUCCUUGGGAUUAACUGAUAUCAAGACCCUGGUUCGAUUGAUGUGCCUGGCUGCAGCAGGCCGAGCAGGUCUCAGCCCGAGUCCAGGGACCACCAGUCUUUCAGAACGCCCGCGUGGAGCUCACAGAAAAAUCAACAAGCCAAUCUCCUGCCUGGCCUACUUGAGCACUGCAGUUGGCUGCUUAGCUUCCAACAGUCCAAGUGCGGCCAAGUUGCUUGUGCAGCUCUGCACACAGAACUUGAUCUCGGCAGCGACGGGUAUGAAUCUCACAACCAUAGAUGAUCCCAUUCAGAGAAAGUUUCUCCCCAGUUUCCUUCGAGGCAUUGCUGAGGAAAAUAAGCUUGUGACCUCGCCAAACUUUGUUGUGACUCAAGCAUUGGUGGCACUGCUCGCUGACAAGGGUGCAAAACUGAGACCAACCUACGACAAGGCAGAGAUGGAGAAAAGAGGUUUUAUUGCCCAUUUGUAUGCCCAUCCUUCCUAUGAUCCUUCUGCUGUAGGCUCUCUGGAACUGGCUAAUGCCUUAGCAGCUUGCUGCCUCUCCUCUAGACUAUCUUCCCAGCACAGACAGUGGGUUGCUCAGCAGCUCGUCCGGACUCUGGCAGCACACGACCGUGAUAACCAAAGCAAACCGCAGACUUUUGCUGACAUGUCGGGGGACCUUCGCAAAUGUCCAUUCAUCAAGCUGGAAGCACAUCAGAAUAGGGUAAUUACUUGUGAAUGGUGCAAUAAAAAAGGUCUCCUCGCAACGAGUGCCAAUGAUGGAACUGUUAGAGUGUGGAGUGUCACUAAAAAUCAUUACACUUUACAGCAAACCUGUAUUUUCAACAAAUCAGAAGUUAGUGCAGAAGACCUGGGCUCCCUGGGAUCACCUUGUGAUCCGAAUUUGUCCCUUGUUUGCUGGAGCGUCAGCGGAAAAUACAUUGCAGCGGCAUUGGAGAAGGUGGUCAACAUCUGGCAAAUCACUGGAGGCAAGGGGCUUUUGGACGUCCAGCCACACUGGGUUUCUGCUCUUGCUUGGCCUGAAGAAGGUCCCGUAGCAAGCUGGGCAGGUGACACUUUAGAAGUUCUACUGGUGGGGCGAAUGGAUGGAAGUCUGGGGCUGAUUGAGGUGGUAGACACCUGUACCAUGCACCGGGUCGAGCUCGAACAUUGCUACAGGAAGGAUGUUGCUGUCAUGGCCAUCGCGUGGUAUAGUGAGGACAAGCCAUUUGCGGUGGGAUACGCAGAUGGGAAACUGCUGAUUGGCACCAAGGAACCUCUGGAGAAGGGAACAGUUGUUAUGAUUGAUGCACACAAGGAAAGUAUCGCUUGUAUAAAGUGGGACCCAUUAGGACAGUUGCUUAUGAGCUGUGCCAAAGAAACCACCGUCAAACUAUGGAGCUUUGCGGGCGACAGCUGGAAUUGUCUAUACAAGCUGUCUCAUCCAGCGUUGGUGAAUAACGUCACUUGGUGCAGUCAUCUGGGAAAGGGAUUCAAGUUGCGCCUCAUGUUGGCCAGUGGUUGUCAGAAUGGUUUGGUGUGUGUCUGGACUGUUCCCCAGGAUGUUUCCAAAAUAUCACUGUCCGCUUCCAGCAGCUCUGAAGAAUGGUGGGAGCAAGGAACAAAGAGCCAAAUAAAGAAUUUGAAGAGUGGAUAUAGGAAAGCUGAGGAGGCAACGUGCAUCUACCAACUGAAAGGGCACCUCACUCCAGUGAGAAGUGUUUGCUUCAACUCUGAUGGGCUGGUCUUGGUGUCGGGAGGACUUGGUGGGCUGAUGAACAUUUGGUCACUUAGGGAUGGCAGUGUGCUGCAGAGUGUGGUUACAGGAUCUGGUGCUAUUCAGAACAUUGCCUGCAUCCCUGACGUUGGUGUUGUGGCUUGCUCCAGUAGAUCAAAGGAUGUGCUGGUGGUGAACUGCACCAAUGAAUGGAUAGCUGGCAACCAUGUUUUAGCAACGUGUAGAACUUCACUGAAGAAACAAGGAGUUAUUGGACUAAACAUGGCCCCGUGCAUGAGGACCUUUCUUGAAAGGUUACCAAUCAUGUUGCAGGAGCAAUAUGCCUAUGAAAAGCCUCAUGUUAUCUGUGGAGACCAACUUAUCCAUAGUCCGUACAUGCAAUGUUUAGCAUCGCUAGCUGUAGGCCUUCAACUCGAUCAACUCUUAUGUAACCCACCAAUACCACCUCAUCAUGCCGGUUGUCUACCUGACCCUUCCACCUGGAACUCCUCCGAGUGGUCCUGGUUGGAAUGUUUCUCCACCACUGUUAAGGCUGCAGAGGCAUUAGCAAAAGGAGCAACGUUGCCAGAAUGCUUCACUGUCCCAGACCUUGAACCAGUACCGGAGGACGAGCUGGCACAUGUGAUGGACAACAGUAAAUGGUUCACUGGAAUGGAUGAACAGAUUAUGUCCUGGGCAACAUCCCGGCCAGAGGACUGGCACCUUGGUGGAAAAUGUGACGUCUAUCUUUGGGGAGCAGGACGCCAUGGGCAGUUAGCAGAAGCUGGAAGAAAUGUUAUGAUACCAACUGGUGCACCUUCGUUUUCACAAGCUCAGCAGGUUAUUUGUGGGCAGAAUUGCACUUUUGUCAUCCAGGCUAACGGGACUGUGAUGGCGUGUGGGGAAGGAAGCUAUGGUCGCCUUGGACAGGGGAAUUCAGAUGAUCUUCACGUCUUAACCAUCAUUUCGGCACUCCAAGGUUUUGUGGUGACGCAGUUGGUGACUUCCUGUGGAUCUGAUGGCCACUCGAUGGCACUGACGGAAAGUGGGGAGGUCUUCAGUUGGGGUGAUGGGGAUUAUGGCAAGCUGGGCCACGGAAACAGCGACCGGCAGCGCAGACCGCGACAGAUCGAGGCACUGCAGGGCGAAGAGGUUGUCCAGAUGUCAUGCGGCUUUAAGCAUUCAGCAGUGGUUACGGCAGAUGGCAAGUUGUUCACCUUUGGAAAUGGAGACUAUGGACGUUUAGGACUCGGUAACACAUCCAACAAAAAGCUGCCGGAGAGAGUGGCAGCAUUGGAGGGUUAUCAAGUCGGACAGGUUGCAUGCGGUUUAAAUCACACAUUAGCCGUCUCUGCUGAUGGCAUGAUGGUUUGGGCCUUUGGUGAUGGAGAUUACGGAAAGCUGGGCCUCGGCAACUCGACGGCCAAGUCUUCUCCACAGAAAGUAGAUGUUUUGUGCGGAAUAGCAAUCAAGAAGGCUGCGUGUGGCACACAAUUUUCUGUUACCUUGACAAAAGAUGGCCAUGUGUACACCUUUGGCCAAGACCGCUUGAUAGGUUUGCCGGAAGGUCGUGCCCGCAACCACAACAGACCUCAACUGGUACCUGCUCUGAAUGGGGUGUUCAUUGAGGACAUCGUGGUGGGCGCUGAGCACACACUGGGUCUCUCCUCAUCCGGAGAUGUUUAUGGAUGGGGCAGCAACUCGGAAGGGCAGCUGGGUCUGGGCCACACCAAUCAUGUGAGAGAGCCCACUUUAAUCACAGCCCUCCAGGGGAAGGGCAUUCGGCAGAUCUCAGCCGGCCGGUGCCACAGUGUGGCGUGGACGGCCCCUCCUGUACCUCCCAGAGCACCAGGCGUAUCGGUUCCUCUGCAAUUAGGUCUGCCAGACUCUAUUCCGCCACAAUUCAGUUCACUGAAGGAAGUAUCUAUUGAAACCAUCAGGGCCAGGCUACGAUUGCUGUACCACUUCUCUGACCUUAUGUACUCUUCAUGGAGGUUACUUAAUCUCAGUCCCAACAAUCAGAACAGUACAUCGCACUACAAUGCUGGAACAUGGGGAAUAGUCCAAGGACAACUGAGACCUUUACUUGCACCGAGGGUUUAUACUCUUCCCAUGGUGCGCUCCAUAGGAAAGACAAUGGUCCAAGGCAAAAACUAUGGUCCUCAGAUCACUGUGAAAAGGAUAUCUACCAGAGGCCGGAAGUGUAAACCUAUCUUCGUUCAGAUCGCGAGACAAGUGGUCAAGCUGAAUGCGUCGGAUCUGCGAUUACCUUCUCGUGCUUGGAAGGUGAAGCUGGUGGGGGAGGGUGCCGAUGAUGCUGGUGGAGUAUUUGACGAUACCAUCACAGAGAUAUGUCAGGAGCUUGAAAUGGGGAUUGUUGACCUGCUGAUUCCUACUCCAAAUGUGACGGCUGAAGUAGGCUAUAAUAGAGACAGGUUCCUUCUUAACCCUUCGACUUGUUCAGAAGAGCACCUGCUGCAGUUCAAGUUUCUGGGCAUUCUUAUGGGUGUUGCCAUUCGCACAAAGAAACCACUGGAUCUCCACUUGGCCCCGAUGGUAUGGAAGCAGCUUUGCUGUAUUCCACUCUCGUUAGAAGAUCUUGAAGAGGUGGAUUUGCUCUAUGUACAAACUCUGAACAGCAUUCUUCACAUUGAAGAUAGCGGAAUUACUGAGGAGAAUUUCCAUGAGAUGAUACCUCUUGAUUCAUUUGUGGGGCAAAGUGCUGACGGCAAAAUGGUUCCCAUAAUCCCAGGUGGAAACAGCAUCCCGCUCACCUUUUCCAAUCGGAAGGAGUAUGUGGACAGGGCCGUCGAGUAUCGGUUGCACGAAAUUGAUCGUCAAGUGGCUGCCGUUCGAGAGGGGAUGUCUUGGAUCAUUCCUGUCCCACUACUGUCUCUCCUCACUGCUAAACAGUUGGAACAGAUGGUUUGUGGGCUGCCGGAAAUCUCUGUCGAAGUCCUGAAGAAAGUAGUGCGUUACCGGGAGGUGGAUGAGCAGCAUCAGCUGGCGCAGUGGUUCUGGAAGACGUUAGAGGAAUUCUCCAACGAAGAGAGAGUCCUCUUCAUGCGCUUUGUGUCGGGCAGAUCCCGCUUGCCAGCCAACACGGCGGACAUCUCGCAGCGGUUUCAGAUUAUGAAGGUUGACAGGCCUUACGACAGUUUGCCUACCUCACAAACCUGCUUCUUCCAGCUGCGGCUGCCGCCGUACUCCAGCCAGUCCGUCAUGGCUGAACGACUGCGCUACGCUAUCAACAACUGCAGGUCCAUCGACAUGGACAACUAUAUGUUGUCCCGCAAUGUGGACAACACAGAAGGCUCAGACACAGAUUACUGAUACUCCGAACAAAGACUACGGCACUGGGAGCUACAGUGAGUGAGCCUUCUGCUAGUGUACGUGAAAGUGACUACUGCAGUUUAGUGAGAAGCCCAGAAAAUUUUAAUUGUAUAUGUACUUGAAGAAAAAUGAAUGUGAUUGACAAAUGUUAUUGUUUGAAUUUUAAUUUCAACUAUAAACAGGUUUAAGAAAAAAAAAUGCAAUUCUUCUCCUGGUAUUUGUUCCUUUUUUGUUCCGUUUUGGAUAAGUUUGCAUGGAGAUAAUUUGGUGCAUUACUGAGAAUGGUAUAAAUGAUCCCUCCCAGCGUUAGAGGGCUACAAAAUUAAAGUUGAAACGAAAAUGUACAAUGUGUAUAAUUGUUCAUGAGGGAGAGCAAUUUUACAUAAAUAUUCUUAUAUUUAUUUUUGUUUUCUUUUGAAUUGCCUGUGCUGAGUUUCCCAUCAGACGUACAUCAGAAGAAUAAAACAUUAAUUUAAAGCCA